CCAACAGGUAAUUAUAUCAGAACCCGCGAUGGCUCUUCGAGACGUUGACCCUGCGCCUCGCUCUCUUCUCGCGCACCACACUCUCGCAAAACCCAUAAACACUAGAUAUUCACUGUUCAGCGCUCUUUCGCUCUCUCUCGCCUGAAGCGGUCACUUCAGGAUAUUUGUCGGCGAUCUCUUCUCCUUCUUAGUAACUAUGGGCAGCAGUCCAGCACCAUUUUCAGAUAUUGGAAAGAGAGCAAAAGAUCUCUUGACCAAAGAUUACAACUUUGACCAGAAGUUUACUCUGUCGGUGGUUGGCUCCACUGGGCUGGGACUUACAGCUAAUGGUUUGAAGAGGGAUCAAAUUUUUGUUGGUGACAUAAAUACCCUGUACAAGAGUGGAAACACUACUGUAGAUGUGAAAGUUGAUAGUUAUUCUAAUGUGUCUACAAAAGUGACUGUGAGUGAUAUCUUGCCGAGCACGAAAGCAGUGUUUAGCUUCAGAAUACCAGAUCACAAAUCUGGCAAGCUGGACGUGCAGUACCUUCAUCCUCAUGCAGCCUUUGAUUCCAGCAUAGGCCUGAACCCAACCCCUCUUUUGGAACUGUCGGCAACAAUUGGAAGUAAGGAUCUUAGUUUGGGUGGUGAAAUUGGAUUUGACACAGCAUCCUCUUUGUUGACCAAAUACAAUGCUGGGAUCAGCUUUAACAAGCCAGAUUUCUCUGCAGCGCUUUUGCUGACGGACAAAGGACAGACAUUGAAGGCAUCUUACAUUCAUGCUGUUGACUCCUGCAAUGGAACUGCAGUUGCUGCCGAACUGACCCAUAGAUUUUCCACCUUCGAGAACAGCUUUACCCUUGGAAGCUCUCAUGUAAUCGAUCCAUUCAAUGUGGUAAAAACACGAUUCUCUGAUAAUGGGAAAGCUGGUGUGCUAUGGCAACGUGAAUGGAGACCAAAGUCACUAGUAACUGUCUCAGCUGAGUAUGACUCAAAGGCACUUAAUUCAUCCCCAAAGAUAGGUCUUGCUCUCGCGCUCAAGCCUUGAUAUCUUUCCAUGCAAAUUGGAAUACCUUUGAGCUUGUUACAUUCUUUCCCAUGAAGCCAACAAGUAUCAUUUGCUAGCCAAAUUAUAUUGGACAACUACGGAUUUGGUGUAUCGAUAAAAAUGUUUUACAAGCAUUGUUUGGGAGAUGGACCCAGUUUUGGAAUUUUCACAAUGCCUAAGCUGCGGAAAUUUCAGCCGCUGGCACGUAUAAAUUAUGAUUUUUUGUAUUAAUGAAAUUAAUGCCCAAGGUGCUUAUUUGCUUUGUCA
Messenger RNA from Prunus avium (sweet cherry), 1294 nucleotides. RefSeq names its product voltage dependent anion channel 4 (gene VDAC4). Gene Ontology annotation, biological process: monoatomic anion transmembrane transport. Gene Ontology annotation, molecular function: voltage-gated monoatomic anion channel activity. NCBI's taxonomy places the organism in Eukaryota, Viridiplantae, Streptophyta, Magnoliopsida, Rosales, Rosaceae. Gene Ontology annotation, cellular component: mitochondrial outer membrane. The record is from RefSeq and is a predicted model, not a curated record.